Messenger RNA from Antechinus flavipes (yellow-footed antechinus), 1964 nucleotides. RefSeq names its product zinc finger protein OZF-like. NCBI's taxonomy places the organism in Eukaryota, Metazoa, Chordata, Mammalia, Dasyuromorphia, Dasyuridae. Gene Ontology annotation, molecular function: DNA-binding transcription repressor activity, RNA polymerase II-specific. The transcript has 5 exons. The record is from RefSeq and is a predicted model, not a curated record. Gene Ontology annotation, biological process: negative regulation of transcription by RNA polymerase II. The coding region runs from base 1 to 1578 and encodes 525 amino acids.
AUGGCCUUCUUCUCCCCAUCCCUAUAUGAUGCAACUUAUCACCAAUCUUGGUCUUCAAGGACCCCCCGGACCCAGGUGCAGACAAGAGGGGGGAACAAGAAGGAGACCAGGGUGGACCCCCAGACCCCCAGCACCAGCCCCCCCCAGGAAUCAAUGACAUUCAAGGAUGUGGCUGUGGACUUCACCUGGGAGGAAUGGGGCUACCUGGACAUCUCCCAGAAGGAGCUUUACUGGGAGGUGAUGCUGGAGAACUACAGGAAUCUGGUCUGCCUGAGCCUUACAGAUUCCAGCAUGGACGUGAUCUCUGAGUUGGAGUCAGGGGAAGCCAGAGGGAUUCCAACAGGUAGUGUCCUAAAAACCAUCUGGUCAGACUGGGAUACCAAGGAGCCAGCUCCAAAGAUAAGUAUUUCUGUGGAAGACUUAUCUCAGCCAACACUCUCGUGGGAUGACCAAUGCAUUUCCAAGAUGGAGAAAGCCUGGGAGUAUUAUAGCAGAUUAAAGAAAGAGCAAAGCAAUGAGGAGACAUAUUCUAGACAAGAAAAAGUAACCCAAAUAGAAACUGCUAAUGAAAUCAGAGCCUCUGAAUACUGUAAAUAUAGCCAAACCUUUAGGCCAGAGCCAGGCCUCUUUCCACAACAGGGACUGUCUAUAAUAGUGAAUCUCCAUAAAACCAGAGAUAAUGAGAAAAGGAGAUUCACUCGGGAGUUAGUCCAAAGGCAGUGUAAUCAAAUCUAUUCACAAAAGAACUAUUCUGAAGUUAAACGUGAGGAAACCUUCGGUAAUGAUUCUGAUGACAGUAACAAACAUGGAAUUCAUGCUGAAAAGAAAUUUUAUAAAAGUUCUAAUUCUUUCCUCCCAAAUAAAGAACUUCCUCUACAUCAGGGAACUAAUACAGGAAAGCAAUGCUCUGAAUUGACUAAAUGUGGGAAGACAACCUGUCAGAAGACAGAUCUUACACAAUACACUAGUAUUCAGAGUCAAAACAAAUAUAAAUGCAGUGAAUGUGAAAAGGUCUUCUCGCUGAAGAUAAAACUUCUACAACAUUACAGCAUUCAUAUUGGAGAGAAACCUUUCAAAUGUACUGAAUGUGGAAGGACCUUCCGCCAAAAGGAAUAUCUCCUACAACAUUAUAGGAUUCAUACUGGAGAAAAACCUUUUAUAUGCAGUGAUUGUGGGAAAGCCUUUGGCUGGAACAGAGCACUGACUCAACAUAUGAAAACUCAUACUGGAGAGAAACCCUAUGAAUGCCCUGAAUGUGGGAAGAUCUUUGCCCAGAGGUCAGUUCUUUUACAACACUUCAACAUUCAUACUGGCGAGAAACCUUUUAAAUGCAGUGAUUGUGGGAAAGCUUUUGGCUGGAGCACAGCACUGACUCAACAUAUGAGAAUUCAUACUGGAGAGAAACCUUUUAAAUGCAGUGUUUGUGGGAAAGCCUUUUCCUCGAACACAGGACUGACUCGACAUAUGAGAACUCAUACUGGAGAGAAACCCUAUAGAUGCAAUGAAUGUGGGAAGACAUUCCAGUCAAGCUCUAACCUUUCCAAGCACCGGAGAACUCACAGGAAUAAAACCUCCUGAAGGAAGUGUACAGAGGAAGGCAUUUUCUCAGAAGCCACAUCUUAACAACAGCCUAGCAUUCACACUGGAAAGAAGCCUUUUUAAUGCAAUGAUUAUAGGAAAGCCUUUUCCUGGAGCACAACACUAACUCUGCAUCAGAAAACUCUCCCUGGAGAGAAAUCCUAUGAAUAUCCAGAAUGCAGGACUUUCAUCACAUAAGAGAAUAUGUGCCCGAAAGAAAUUUUAGGAAUAUAAUAAAAUUGGGAAGGCGUUCUUCCAGAUUACAGCCCUUGUUCCACCUUGUAGAACUUAUGAUGGAGAGAAAGCAAAGCACUCUGCUGGGCUGAUCCUGAUUAAAAUGUAAUUGGAAAGUAAGAAAAUCCCACAAUAAAACAUAGAUGAUAUUA